AAAAAGAAAACAAGAAAGGAAGUCGAGCUCAAAUUGCAUCCUGUCUGAUUCUUGCUUUGGGGCAUUGUGAAAUUUUCGGGUAUCAAGACAUCUUUACAGCCUUGGUGUUAUUCCGAAGGACAAUGAUGCCUGCCGAGGUUCCUUCACUGCUGAGGAUGGUCGGAGUUUACUGGACACUUUCCUCCUCUCUCAGUGGGAAUCUCAUGCUUGGAGGGGUUAGCUUGAAUACGAUGUCACUGCCUGCGAAUUUAAGAUGGAAUGCACAAUUUCUUAAGGAAUUUGAAAACAACUUCCUUGAACCGUUGGGAUUUUUAAAGUCAAACUACAUGAAAAAUUGCAAGAAGGAAAUACUCUUCUGCGUUUGCCAGGGAGAAAAGGAGAGCUCUGAGCUACUACCUUUGAUAGUGCUACCUAAAGAUGGAGUUCUGAUCAUUGCUAAUGGGAAUCCUGUCGAGUACGGUCAUGUCUACUUGGUGCCUUAUGUUAGCCACCAGCUACCGCUGUUUUGGGACCGAAAGAUAUUAGGAUUAGUCACACAGAUUGCUGUUGAAGUUAAUAAUUCCUCAUUUCGAGUUUUCCUUGACAAUGCCUCUACAACUUCUGGUCAUAUACAUUUUCAGGUAGUCUUGCUGACAUUUUUUAUUUUUUGUACAGCACGCAAAUCAUAUCCAUAUCUGUCUAUUAAACUUUUCUCCUUAAUUUCAUAUAUGGAUCUCAUAAGCAUAAGCCCACCUAUAUAUGCUUAA
This is a messenger RNA of Ananas comosus (pineapple), 746 nucleotides long. RefSeq names its product GDP-L-galactose phosphorylase 2-like. Gene Ontology annotation, cellular component: cytoplasm. The transcript has 4 exons. Gene Ontology annotation, molecular function: GDP-D-glucose phosphorylase activity. The record is from RefSeq and is a predicted model, not a curated record. Gene Ontology annotation, biological process: glucose metabolic process. The coding region runs from base 123 to 746 and encodes 207 amino acids. NCBI's taxonomy places the organism in Eukaryota, Viridiplantae, Streptophyta, Magnoliopsida, Poales, Bromeliaceae.